CCAGUGCGGCGUGUAGUAAAAUUCCACAAAAAAUUUGUGUACUUAUUUUUCUGCAAAAGGCAAACAAAAGCAAUUUUACUUGUAAAAUCAAUUAGCUUUCACGAAUGAGCAGAAAAUUCAUUGCAAUUCAGUUUUAUUGCGUGCAGUGCAUAAAAUUUGAAAAACGACAAAAAAAAAUUUAACAAGAAUUGAAGCAAAGCAACGCAGAAAAUUGGUGUAAAUGCAAAGUGUGUGAGAAUCUAACAAAAAGCAAUUAAGAUUUUAUUCGCGGCUGGUUUUCCAAUGUUUUCUGUCCCCUCACUCUUGGUGUUCGUAAAAUAUAAUCGUCAAAAUUAAUGUGGUUAAUAAAUUAAUAAUAAAAAAAACUCUAAUGUUAACAAAGUAACGUUGGAGCUAAUAGUGAAGAAAUAAAAAUUAAAUUAAUCAUGUAAACAAAAAAGUGAGACAGAGUAAAAAGAGAUAUUGUUUGUUCGCAAGAAGAAAAAAAAAAAGUAAAGAAAAACGCAUUAAUACACACCAAACACACAUACAAAGCGGUAAGCUGGAAAAAAUUAGUGGAAAGCGGAAGAACGUGAAACAAACCAGAGAAAUGCGCUAGUCGAGGCUUAUCUAUUAUUGUUGUUGGCCCCACAAAAUGUUUAAUGCUUGCCUGCACACCGUCUAACAACUGCCCUAACUUCAGUUAAACAGCCAUUAAUUUACUUGCCGUACCUGGAAACGUGGAACGCCUCUCGCCUGCUCAGCUUCCGUAGUGCAUACAUAUAUAUGCAUAUAUGUACAUGUGUUUACAUGCCAUUUAUUUGGGUUUAAAUAACUACAACAAAGAAUUAAGAAAAAAAAUAUUGUAAAUUUAUAAUUUGCAAGCGGAAUUCGCAAUUGUCAUCAGUCAGCUUAAAACAGCGCACUAUCCAUUACAAAUUUGUGAACGAAAGGAAUUUUGCGGCUUCCGCACUCAAUGCCAUUGCAAGCCUAGCGUUUUUAAAGCUUGUAAUCAACGCUGCAAUAAAUCUAAAAAACGCCAUUGCUCUCCGUUAAAGUUUUUGUAAAAAGUAAUCUCUUGAUUAGUAGAUAUGUAUUAAAUAAAAAUAAUAACACAGUGUUUGUUCGUGUAAAUGUCAGUUUCAAAGUGUUGCAAAAAAUAUUAAUUAGCAAAAGUAGUAAUUGUGUGUAUAUAUAAUUAAAGAAAUUAAAAAGUUCAUAAAAUCAAAUAUUAAUAUCCAUUAUCCAUUAAUUUAUUGCAUAAAAAAUCAAUUACAAGUAUUUUAACGCAUUUAAUCGCAUUAUCGCAAAUCGUUGACGUGUCGCGCGUGCUCGUUUUUUACUGUUGCCGUUGGAAAUUUUCAUUAAUUGUAUGGCAAUUUGUUGAAUGGCGGCCAUUGUUGGCCCCAAAAGGCAAACCGUAAACGGUAUAAGGGUCAAUCCCAAUCCCAAUCAUAGUUAUAAUCACAUUAGCGGUCGUGUUCAUAGUCGCACUGGUGGCAUAAGCGCUAACAACAUCAGUCGGUAUAACAUCAGCUCCAGCGCCAGCGCCAGCACCAGCUCCAAACAGUUUAGUCAUACGGCAGUAGUGCCCGUCGCUGCACCCACGUCGCGUCCUCGUUCGCAUAUUUCGAUGAGCGUAUCAAUGUCACUGGUACAAGGAGGAGCUGCUGGCGGUGCCCCACAAGGUGCCAUUUUAGCUGCUGCAGCACCAUAUUACCAGCCACCCGCUGUGCCACAGGAUGUUCAGCCGGAUCGUCCAAUUGGCUAUGGUGCUUUCGGAGUUGUAUGGUGAGUAAAAUAUGGAAAAUUAUUAUUUGUAAUACUUGGUUUGUAAUUGUAAAGAAAUUUCCCUAAUU
Messenger RNA from Anastrepha obliqua, 1838 nucleotides. Its product is annotated as serine/threonine kinase NLK-like. Bases 1367 to 1774 code for a protein of 135 amino acids. The record is from RefSeq and is a predicted model, not a curated record. Lineage: Eukaryota; Metazoa; Arthropoda; Insecta; Diptera; Tephritidae. The transcript has 2 exons.